AUGUCUAACCCAGAAUUUCGAAUACCUUCAGCAGACUUCACUUUUAGUACUGAACGCGAUUUAUCAGAUGUAGACGAAUUAGCCUUUCCACAAACUACAAGAUUUUACGGGAGAGACAACGGAUCCUUUGAUUCUGAGUCAUAUCUAACAUCUUCUACAGGUGACGCGGCAGUGGAACAGAAUGGAACAAUUUACAAUUCUCGAAAGGUUUAUCUUAAUCCUCUUUAUAUGCAUGAUGGUGAAAUAAAUUGGUCCAAUACAAAUAAAACUCUGGGAGCAAAAUUUUCCCCAAAUUCUAUAAACGGUUUGGUGUGCUAUGUUUUUGGAAAGGAACCAAAAGAAAAGGGUGAAGAAGCUGAAGAGAUUCUUAAUCAAGAUCAACAAGUUUAUACAUGUCCUCUAAGUGGAACGAUUGAUGACCGGAGGUCGAUAAAAUUUAAAGACGAAAAAGUUCAUUCUGAGUUGUCGACAUUUCAAGAUAUCUCUGCAGUAUGGGAGCUAUGCCGAAUAAUUUAUAUUCCGUCAACAAAACAAGAAUACAAUCAAUUUGGACAACUCUCACUCGAACUUAGAAAAUGGAUAAAUCUUUGUUUUCCUUUACAUCGGUUAGCUGGAGCAAAAACGUUCCUAAAGGGCAUUGACAAAAAUGAUGGAUCAGAGCUUAGCGAUUAUAUUAAGCUUGUGUUAGACAUACUAGAUUCCAGACCACAUGUCGCAGAUCUUGAAUAUCAUGAGUUCAACCUUCGUAGGCAUGAAUGGCUCAGUAAGAUCAGUGACCUUCAGACGAAAAUUCGUGGUGAAAGUUUUUUAGAAGGAAGAAUCUAUGAUAUUUUAAUGAUAUUACGUGGCCAUACAAAAACUAUUAUUGAAAAGAGUUCGUCAUGGCAGGAAGCCCUUGGGGGCCUUGUGUAUCACGGUCGUCCGACAUGUGACGCACAGGAAUUGAAAAAUAUCAUGAAUGUAAUAUUGAAGAGUAUAGACACAGGCAGUACCCCAGUGGAUGAUGCAUUAAUUGAAUUUAUUUUUCGGCGAGUCGAGAAAGGGAUUCAACAUUGCGAACGCAUCGAUUUGUGGUUAUCAGCACAUUUAUCUGAUAUUUUAAAUAAGUUGGAUUUGGUUGGACGAAUUCAUUCACAAAGUUCUCAUCAAAGACAAUCUAAUAUUACAACGCAGCCUGAUGUAGACAUUAGAGAACAUUAUUUGCUUAGUUAUGCCGAAUCUAUGGUGUUUCAUACCACGCUCUGGCAGUUAGGAUUUAAAUAUUUUGAACAGUGUGAACUAUGUGGUUAUUCAUAUAUGUCUCAGCUUGUUGUUAGGAUACCAUUUGAAGACGAAUAUAAAACCAAUAAGUUAUUGAGUAUAUGCAAAGAAAAUGGAUUAACUUUUCAAGAGAAAACUAUUUCAAGGAUUAUGGGUAAAAAAUAUUGGCAAAACGAACGAUACGCGUCUGCGAUAGUAUACUUUAUAAAUGCCGGAGAUACUGCAUCACUGGAAGUAAUUUAUCGUAGGUUUUUGGAUAACUAUAUCGACACGGGUGAAUUAACAUUUUUGAAUACUAUUGAGAGUAUACAACUCGAUGACGAUUCUCCUGUUUCAAUUAAGUUCUUAUCGAGAUAUCGAUUCUUUCACGCCUUGAAGCAGAAUGGUGAAAUACAAAGGGCUGGCACAAUAUUGAUGGAAUUACUAAGAGCACAGGUUGCUCCAAUAAGUUUUUGGCCUGUUUUAUUGCUUAACGCACUACCGUUAUUACAAGGAGGAAAAGCACGCAAAAUGAUAAUCUUUAGUACACAAGAUACACUAGAAAUAUUAAGAAACUUGCAAGAUGUUACGUCGUUCGUAUACCAAGAAGAAUUUUCAGCGUGUAUUGAACGAUUAAAGAAAUGGCAUACUGUAGAGAAUGGAUAUCCAGAAUUAGACAAUAAUUUAACAUCUUUAAGGCUCGCACUUUUACAAAAUUCAGCAGAUUGUUACAUUGAGAAUCCAUCUUCACCAUGGAUGUUUGAAUAA
This is a messenger RNA of Dentiscutata erythropus, 2007 nucleotides long. The record is from the annotation of a GenBank genome assembly. NCBI's taxonomy places the organism in Eukaryota, Fungi, Glomeromycota, Glomeromycetes, Diversisporales, Gigasporaceae.